AUGGCUGCCGGGGUGAUUAGAAAUCUAAGUGACUUUCGGCUUGCCACAUCUUUCCAGCACGCUUUCUACUGCCCAUUGGACAUUCAAGAUACUUUAAUAGAGGAUGAGGAGGAAGAAGAAGACGAGGAAGAGGAGGAGUGUUACGGGCAGGAAGGGGAUGAAGAGGGCAUAGUGGAGAGUCGGAAUCUAUCAUGUCAGACACAUGGAGGGGAGAAGGAGUGGACUGAGGAAGGCUCCACCUCCAUCAACACAGAGACUACCUAUCGCCUCCUUCGCUUCGUUGACCUCAUCAACAGUGACAUCCAGCGCUACUUUGGACGGAAAAAUCGAGAAGAGGACCCAGACGCCUGCGACAUUUAUGAAGACCGUACGUUUUUGGGGAAAUGCGGCCGUGAGCGCUACUAUGCUGACCUAGUUAAGAUGGCUCAGACAGGGCAAGAGGAGGACCAGGAGUCACCCCCUUCCCUGAAUCUGCCCUGUGAGACUAACUGCCAGGCGCUUGAGGAGAUUUGUAGCCAGGAGAAUGCCCAGCAGUUGGGGCCCUUAGCUGAGCUCUUUGACUACGGCCUGCGUAGGUACGUGGGCUCCAGUGGAGGAAGCAAGCAGGUCGAUCGUCAGAGAGUGGAUAGGAGACAUGGGCAUAUUCUUCCCAUGUGCAAACGCCGUCUGCCCUCUAGUUUCUGGACAGAACCCGCGCCCACCCAUUCUGUCUGUAUGCUCAGUACCUCCAACACCCCCGAUUUCAGUGACCUUCUAGCCAACUGGACCACCGAGAGUGGCCAAGAGCUGCAGGGUGGAGUCAGGGACUCCCCUCAUGAGUUGACUCGGCAGGCACUUGAGACUGAUUUCAACAUGGCAUAG
Molecule: messenger RNA, 861 nt
Organism: Anguilla anguilla (European eel)
Lineage: Eukaryota; Metazoa; Chordata; Actinopteri; Anguilliformes; Anguillidae
Product: protein PERCC1
Exons: 2
Coding region: 1-861 (286 amino acids)
Source: RefSeq, a predicted model, not a curated record